AUGGAUUGCGGGAAGCAGCGAGCCCCGGGGCUGGAGGCGCUGAGCGGCGCCACCACCGCCGCCGCCGCCGCCGUCGGCUCGGGUCCGCUCCUCGCCCUCGCCUCCCCCGGCGACCGAGCGAACGGGCCCCCGGCCAGGAAACCCCUGGACCAGUGGCGGGAGGAUCGGACCCGCAGCGCGGAGGACAACGACCUGAACUUACCGAGCCUGGAAACUGCCUACUCCGCCAUCCUCAAGGGGCUCGGAGAGAACCCCCAGCGACAGGGGCUCCUCAAAACCCCCUGGAGAGCGGCCACAGCCAUGCAGUUCUUCACCAAAGGAUAUCAAGAGACCAUCUCAGAUAUUUUGAAUGAUGCUAUAUUUGAUGAGGACCACGAUGAAAUGGUGAUAGUGAAGGACAUUGAUAUGUUUUCAAUGUGUGAACAUCAUCUUGUUCCGUUUAUUGGCAAGGUACAUAUAGGUUAUCUACCUGACAAGCGACUCCUUGGCCUCAGCAAGUUAGCCAGGAUUGUUGAAAUAUACAGUAGGAGACUCCAAGUACAAGAACGUCUCACCAAGCAGAUUGCUGUAGCCAUCACAGAAGCCUUGAAGCCUUCCGGUGUGGGAGUUGUGAUUGAAGCCACACAUAUGUGCAUGGUUAUGAGAGGAGUGCAGAAGAUGAACAGUAAAACAGUAACCAGCACCAUGUUGGGUGUAUUCCGUGAAGACCCAAAGACCCGCGAAGAGUUUCUGACUCUUAUUAGGAGCUGAAAGUAAAGUCCUAAGUUUAGGUGCAAUAUGUGUACAAGCUGCUAAUAGAUGUUCAGUAUGCGCUUUACCUCUCUGUUUUAGACCACUUGUGUAUGCAUAGGUGUUGGUGUGGAAUUCAUAUGAACAUGUGAAGAAAAUUUACAUUUCUGUACUUGAGGCUUUGCUAAUAUAUUUACUGUAAUUGGAUGCACUGAAUUGACACAAACAUGGUUGAACACUGUAGUUAAGAGUGGUUGAAAUGCUUUUUAGCAUUCAAUCCAAUCUAAAGCAAAUUAAUCAGGUCAAUUUUACAAUCAAGAAAGAAAAUUAAUAAAAAUACUUCAUUCCA
Messenger RNA from Callorhinchus milii (elephant shark), 1078 nucleotides. It is a transcript of the gene gch1, whose product is annotated as GTP cyclohydrolase 1. Gene Ontology annotation, cellular component: cytoplasm. The transcript has 6 exons. The coding region runs from base 1 to 750 and encodes 249 amino acids. Gene Ontology annotation, biological process: tetrahydrofolate biosynthetic process; tetrahydrobiopterin biosynthetic process. The record is from RefSeq and is a predicted model, not a curated record. Gene Ontology annotation, molecular function: GTP cyclohydrolase I activity; zinc ion binding; GTP binding. Lineage: Eukaryota; Metazoa; Chordata; Chondrichthyes; Chimaeriformes; Callorhinchidae.